Messenger RNA from Coregonus sp. 'balchen', 10447 nucleotides. The record is from the annotation of a GenBank genome assembly. NCBI's taxonomy places the organism in Eukaryota, Metazoa, Chordata, Actinopteri, Salmoniformes, Salmonidae.
ACACAGCAUUAAUGGCAUCGCGGCUUUCUUGAGGAGAUAGAGAUAAAGAGAGAGCGAGAGAGAACUGGCUAAGCCCUGAAGAUGGACCGAAGAGACGCUACGCUCGUUGGUUCCCUGCUGUUGUGUAUCAUCACUCAGGUGAGGGUGGUCAAGCUCAAGAAUGUCCUCAAGAAUUCAAGUUGUCAAACAUCUUUAAUUUGUCAAAGUAAGCUUGUGAUAUUUUGGGGAAUAAAUGGAAUUCAAUGUUUGAGGGAUGUCAUGGGAUGAUGAACUUGUUUGCAACAUACUGUAUGCACUUGUUUUUGGUAAGUGAAUAGUAUAUGGUGGUUCACAAACUGAUACUAAACGUCUACAAGAAAGUAGAGCGUUGUGGUAUAGCUGAACACACAACACAGUUGGAUGUUCGUUGGAGCGAUUGGAUGUUUGCCCAUGUCAUAGGGAUGCUGGGGGUUGAGAUGUUCCGCGUUGAGAGGUUGGAAAGUUGUGUAUUGCGUAACGUGAAGAAUAUGUAUUUGACUCCAGGAGGCAAGAGAUUGAAGACCUCUCUAGGCUAUAUUCCACAGAACUAGUAGAACUCCUUUGCGGUUAUGUAUUUUGUCUAUACAGCAAUAGUCUAAAGGAACUUACAACAGGGAGUCAUGCUGAGACCAAGGUCUCUUUCUCAGAUGUGCCCUGCAUACACAUCAAUACACAUAAAAAACAUCAAUAUACACUCAGUGGAGGCUCCUCAGAGGAGGAAGGGGAGGACCAUUCUCCUCAGUGAAUUUCAUAAAAAUAAAAAUAGUGAAACAUUGAAAAAGUUAUAAUUUUUAGAUAAAACUGUACUAAAUAUAUUCACGUCACCAAAUAAUUGAUUAAAACACACAGUUUUUCAAUGAAGCUUUACAUUAGCCUCAGCAGCACUCUCUGGGGUAGCACCAUGGUGUAGCCGGAGGACAGCUAGUUUCUGUCCUCCUCUGGGUACAUUGACUUCAAUACAAAACCUAGGAGGCUCAUGGUUCUCAACCCCUACCUUAGACUUACACAGUAAUUAUGUCAACUUCCGGAGGAUGUCCUCCAACCUAUCAGAGCUCUUGCAGCAUGAACUGACAUGUUGUCCACCCAAUCAAAGGAUCAGAGAAUGAAUCUCGUACUGAAAGCAUAAGCUAGAGUUAGCUAGCACUGCAGUGCAUAAAAUGUGGUGAGUAGUUGACUCAAAGAGAGAGAAAGACAAUAGUUGAACAGUUUUGAACAAAUUAAUUUCUUCAAAAAUGAAGGAGAAGCAAGAGAGAGAGAGAGAGCUAGCUAUAUUUCGUUGAAUUUUUUUUUCUCACUUUCAAUUACUUAGCUGAUGAAUGCAGCUAGCUAGUUUAGCCUACUCAAACAUCCGGCUCAAACAGAAAGGGAUGCUAUGUUAGCUAGAUGGCUAUUCAACAUUGGAACUCUCCCAAGUCAAGGUAAGCUUUUGGUUUUAUUAAUUUAUUGCCACUGGGGCCCGCCGGUGUAACUGUUAAACUGCUUGCUGACUGUACACUGUACUGCAUGAUUGAAGCGGGUUUACUAAUACGUUAGUUCUAGUAGCUAUGUUGACUAUGACGUUAGCUAAUAUGGUGACAAUGAUGUAGGCUGUGUGUAGCGGUUAGCGGUUAUGGUAUGAUAGCUUGGCUUGGAAAGUUUUUUUUCUCCUGGUCACAGACAGCUGUUGUAUUGUGCACUGAAGUCCACAAGCGAAUGUAAAAGUUGAGAGGAGGACAGCGCAUAGGAAUUAUACAACAAACUAAGUGAUCAUGCUGUUUUUAUGUGUGCUGCUAUGAAAGUGAACUGUAUUUGUGGGUGAUCAGAGGUGUAUUCAUUCCAUCAAUUCAGUUGAAAAACAUUUCUUAAACGUAAGCAAACAGAAAGAAAUGGGGAUAAACAUAUUUGAAUUUGUCCUAUCGAAACUCUCAUUUGCAACUGUUGGACUAAUGAUUACACCCUAGAUCAGCUAGAUGCAGGUAAGAGUGUGCAAUGUGGUAUUGAAUGUGUCACUGUCUGUCACCUUGAUACUAAAGAAAUUCUGUAAACCUGUGCACAUACGCUGUAAACUUUCAUUCUUAGGCUAAGUCGUAGCAACCUCAUGAUGGGUAUAUGGAAAAGUCAAGUAUCAUGUACAUUAGUAGCCUAAAACUAUCGAUGUUACAUUGAGCUGGGUGAAUGGAAUAUGAAUGACAGUCAUCCAAUAUGGGUUCAAAAAUGGGUUCUCCCUCAUCUUAAACGGCACCGACCGCCACUGAUACACAUCAAUAAUACACAUCAAUAUUCACAUCAAUAUACUAAAAGCAAAACACAAUUAUAGAAAACAAACACAUUUUUCUGUAAAAAGGUCAUCAAUCAGCCUUCUGAAUUGCCCUAGAGGCACCAAUUCAACCAAUUUUAGAGAGCCCUGGAGAUUAUUCCACAAGUAAGGUGCAAAAAAACUAAAAACUGAUUUACAUAACUCAGUGGAGAUUGAAGGGAUCUCCAGAGUUAGCCAUCCCUGAAACCUGGUCUGGUAUCUCAUAAGCUAACAACAAGGUAAGAUAUGCUGGAAGUUUAUGCUGGAGGGCUUUAUAAACAAAAAGAGUGCAAUGCGUUUGCACUGCAAGAGUGCAGUGCAAUUUGACCAGUAUUGUCGCAGCAAAAUAAUCCUGCAUCAACUGGAUUUUAAUGUUUAGUCCAUAAUGUUGCUUGAUUGGUGGUUAGGCUAUUAGCUGAACAAAAUUAGGCUACAUGAAUAGUGCAAUACUGUUAAUAUAGCUGUGUUUUAGUGCUGGGUUUAAGUGAAUUUAUGUAAAUCACAAAGCUUAUCUGCAUUUCCUGCAGUGCAAAAAAGUGAUCAAAUUUGACAUGAAUUUAAGUGAUGCUAUGAAUGACCAGCUUAUGGUUUUUGUGCGUAAUAUUAGUGCAAUAUAUCCUGCAUGAUGUUCAUGGAUAAAGAAUUCCAGGUUAUAGGAUUCCCUUGCAGCUUAUUCCCUGCUAAUUCCAGAAAUCCUCCAACUGGGAUUUUGGGAAACUGUAAGGAUUUUUGCAACCCUACAGGUUACACAAACAAAUAUACACAAAAGUACAGUAACAUUUAUAGUACAGUCACAGACAAAAAAGCCUUAACCCAUACAGUCAACAAAAGGCCACAGGAGAAAACUGCAGUCUCACACAUAUUUUUUUCCACAAACGCCACUACAGUUAAUCAACCUACUGUAAACCAAUAUGUGUUAGGUGUGGUGCCAGCUAUGUGGGGGCCCGUGCCACAACUGCCCCUGGCCCACGCCACGCUGCCCUCCGGGGGUGCCCACCGUGCUGGAUGGGUGCCGCUGCUGCCCGGUGUGCGCCAGACAGGAGGGCGAAGGCUGCACGGAGAGGUUUGUGUGUGACAGCCAGCUGGGCUUGCAGUGUGACUACAGCGCCAGCUACCCCGGAGGUCCUGGAGAGUGUGUCAGUGAGUACAACGCUACCCUGUUAAGCUGGUUAAGCUGGUCCCAGGUCUGUAAGAUAUAUCAGUUUGUGGUAUCUUGCCAACUGUAAGAUCCAACUGCAAGACGACAAAGCAGUACAGUUGGCAAGACAGCACAAACAGAUCUGGGACCAGGCGACUACUUUGUAGGGGACAAAUACUGUACAAGGCCUCAAAGCAUAUCUAUUAUGUGACCACGAUAAUGAUAAUAAGACCUCAAAUGGAGUGAGAUGUAAGAAUGUAUCCCAGUUUUCAGGCACAGCAAGUCUUUGACUUAGACUAAUGUUGAAUGUCCUAAUCCAUGGCCAUAAAUAAUAGGAAAAUACUUCAAAGUUAUUUUGGAUUGUGAAAGGCAGCCAUGGGUAAUAAUCCCACAAUCUCCAGUCGGAUACAACAAGUAUUACAACAUUGAUGUUAAUAGAGGGCAGCCAUUAGUAGUGUUACAAAUAAAAUACAAAAUAUGCACUCACUACUGGAAGUCACUCUGGAUAAGAGCGUCUGCUAAAUGACUCAAAUGUUAUUUUAGUACACAUAUCUUGUCCCUAGACUUGACCCCACAUACAUUGUCCAUCUGCUUCACCUACUUAACUGAGCAAAGUUCACUCUCUCGCUUCCCCGUCUCUCUCCCCAUCUAUUCCUGUUAGUUAUUUCCUGUUCAUAUUCUCUGUUGCCAGGCAAGAACUUGCUGGGGUGUGAACUGAACGGCAUGCGCUUCGAUGAGGGCCAGACAUUCCAGCCGUCGUGUGCACAGCUGUGCCACUGCCUGGGUGGCGGGGUGACCUGUGUGCCACUGUGCAGCGAUGACCUCCAGGUGCCCGCCGCAGCCAACUGCCCCAACCCCCAGCUACUGCGCCAGCCAGGGAGGUGCUGCAGGGAGUGGGUCUGUGAAAGCCUGGACAACAAUAUUUACGCAGACACUAUGGCUACAGGUACAGAACUUGAUAGGCAAAAAUGUGAAAAUAAGUCUUUGUCCUUUGCCCAUUUGAAUAGGAAUAAUUAAUAAUAAUAAUUUAUUACAUUUGUAAAGUGUUUUUCAUUAUACAGAAAUAAUCUCAAAGUGCAUAAAAAAAGAUAAAAUGGAGAAAUAGUGAAUAAACAAAAAAUUAUAUCUAUAUAUACAGCGCAUUCGGAAAGUAUUCAGACCCCUUGACUUUUUCCACAUUUUGUUACGUUACAGCCUUAUUCUAAAAUGUAUUAAAUAGGUUUUUCCCCUCAUCAAUCUACACACAAUACCCCAUACUGACAAAGCAAAAACAGGUUUUUAGCUAUUUUUGCAAAUGUAUUAAAAAUAAAAAACUGAAAUAUCACAUUUACAUUAGUAUUCAGACCCUUUACUCAGUACUUUGUUGAAGCACCUUUGGCAGCGAUUAUAGCCUCAUGUCUUCGUGGGUAUUGAUUGAUACUGCCACCACCAUGCUUCACCAUAGGGAUGGUGCCAGGAUUCCUCCAGACGUGACGCUUGGCAUUCAGGCCAAUCUUGGUUUCAUCAGACCAGAGAAUCUUGUUUCUCAUGGUCUGAGUGUCCUUUAGGUGCCUUUUGGCAAACUCCAAGCAAGCUAAACAUUUCAAGAACUUUGAAGGUUCCUUCAAGUGCAGUCGCAAAAACAAUCAAGCGCUAUGAUGAAACUUGCUCUCAUGAGGACCGCCACAGGAAUGGAAGACCCAGAGUUACCUCUGCUGCAGAGGAUAAGUUUAAUUAGAGUUACCAGCCUCAGAAAUUUCAGCCCACAUAAAUGCUCCAUAGAGUUCAAGUAACAGACACAUCUCAACAUCAACUGUUCAGAGCGGACUGUGUGAAUCAGGCCUUCAUGGUCGAAUUGCUGCAAAGAAACCACUACUAAAAGACACCAAUAAGAAGAAGAGACCUGCUUGGGCCAAGAAACACGAGCAAUGGACAUUAGACCGGUGGAAACUUGUCCUUUGGUCUGUAGUCCACCGUAAAGCAUGGAGGAGGAGGUGUUAUGGUGUGGGGUGUUUUGCUGGUGACACUGUCAGUGAUUUAUUUAUAAUUCAAGGCACACUUAACCAGCAUGGCUACCACAGCAUUCUACAGCGAUACGCCAUCCCAUAAGGUUUUGGCUUAUUGGGACUAUCAUUUGUUUUCAACAGGACAAUGAUCCAACACACAGGCUGUGUAAGGGCUAUUUGACCAAGAAGGAGGGUGAUGGAGUGCUGCAUCAGAUGACCUGGCCUCCACAAUCCCCUGAUCUCAACCCAAUUGAGAUGGUUUGGGAUGAGUCGGACCUCAGAAUGAAGGAAAAGCAGCCAACAAGUGCUCAGCAUUUGUGGGUACUCCUUCAAGACUGUUGGAAAAGCAUUCCAGGUGAAGAUGGUUGGGAGAAUGCCAAGAGUGUGCAAAGCUGUCAUCAAGGCAAAGGGUGGCUAUUUGAAGAAUCUCAAAUAUAAAAUAUAUUUUGAUUUGUUUAACACUUUUUUGGUUACUACAUGAUUCCAUUAUUUUUUUAUAACCAAACCAUGAUCUGUACUUCUCCACAACUUUGUCCCUGUUUUCAUCAUAGUUUUGAUGUCUUCACUAUUGUUCUACAAUGUAAAUAAUAGUAAAAUUAAAGAAAAACCCUUAAAUGAUUAGGUGUGGCCAAACUUUUGACUGGUAGUGUAUAUAUACAGUAUAUACAGUUGAAGUCGGAAGUUUACAUACACCAUAGCCAAAUACAUUUAAACUCAGUUAUUCACAAUUCCUGACAUUUAAUCCUAGUACAAAUUCCCUGUCUUAGGUCAGUUAGGAUCACCACUUUAUUUUAAGAAUAUGAAAUGUCAGAAUAAUAGUAGAGAGAAUGAUUUAUUUCAGCUUUUAUUUCUUUCAUCACAUUCCCAGUGGGUCAGAAGUUUACAUACACUCAAUUAGUAUUUGGUAGCAUUGCCUUUAAAUUGUUUAACUUGGGUCAAACGUUUCGGGUAACAUUCCACAAGCUUCCCACAAUAAGUUGGGUGAAUUUUGGCCCAUUCCUCCUGACAGAGCUGGUGUAACGGAGUCAGGUUUGUAGGCCUCCUUGCUCGCACACGCUUUUUCAGUUCUGCCCACAAAUGCUCUAUAGGAUUGAGGUCAGUGCUUUGUGAUGGCCACUCCAAUACCUUGACUUUGUUGUCCUUAAGUCAUUUUGGCACAACUUUGGAAGUAUGCUUGGGGUCAUUGUCCAUUUGGAAGACCCAUUUGCGACCAAGCUUUAACUUCCUGACUAAUGUCUUGAGAUGUUGCUUCUAUAUAUCCACAUAAUUUUCCUUCCUCAUGAUGCCAUCUAUUUUGUGAAGUGCUCCUGCAGCAAAGCACCCCCACAGCAUGAUGCUGCCACCCCCGUGCUUCACGGUUGGGAUGGUGUUCUUUGGCUUGCAAGCUAUCCCCCUUUUUCCUCCAAACAGUUCUAUUUUUGUUUCAUCAGACCAGAGGACAUUUCUUCAAAAAGUUUGAUCUUUGUCCCCAUGUGCAGUUGCAAACCGUAGUCUGGCUUUUUUAUGGCGGUUUUGGAGCAGUGGCUUCUUCCUUGCUGAGCGGCCUUUCAGGUUAUGUUGAUAUAGUACUCGUUUUACUGUGGAUAUAAAUACUUUUGUACCUGUUUCCUCCAGCAUCUUCACAAGGUCCUUUGCUGUUGUUCUCGGAUUGAUUUGCACUUUUCGCACCAAAGUACGUUAAUCUCUAGGAGACAGAAUGCGUCUUCUUCCUGAGCGGUAUGACGGCUGCGUGGUCCCAUAGUGUUUACACUUGCAUCCUAUUAUUUGUACAGAUGAACGUGGUACCUUCAGGCGUUUGGAUAUUGCUCCCAUGGAUGAACCAGACUUGUGGAGGUCUACAAUUUUUUUUCUGAGGUCUUGGCUGAUUUCUUUUGAUUUUCCCAUGAUGUCAAGCAAAGAGGCACUGAGUUUGAAGGUAGGCCUUGAAAUACAUCCACAGGUACACCUCCAAUUGACUCAAAUGAUAUCAAUUAGCCUAUCAGAAGCUUCUAAAGCCAUGACAUUUUCCAAGCUGUUUAAAGGCACAGUCAACUUAGUGUAUGUAAACAUCUGACCCACUGGAAUUGUGAUACAGUGAAUUAUAAGUGAAUUAAUCUGUCUGUAAACAAUUGUUGGAAAAAUUACUUGUGUCAUGCACAAAGUAGAUGUCCUAACCGACUUGCCAAAACUAUAGUUUGUUAACAACAAAUUUGUGGAGUGUUUGAAAAAAACGAAUUUUAAUAACUUCAACCUAAGUGUAUGUAAACUUCCGACUUCAACUGUAUAUAUAUAUAAAAUUGGGUGACACAUACUUAAUCAGAUUUUCGUCUAACAUGAUCCACCAUGAUCUCUUAAACUCACUGCUAUAUAUGACAUUUUUCCUAAAGACGCGAAAUGCCUUGCGAUGUGAGAUCGGGUUGCCAUAAUGCGCAAUCAUGUUGCAAGAUGCGGGGCUCAUUCACUCGUGACAAUUGCGACAUUCCCUCCACAUUGUUGUGUCCUAUAUGUCAUAAUUUGGUUAAAUUAUGAUUUAUAGGACACAACAACCUUGAGGGUUAAGUCGAGGCAUAACUCUGGUGAGAUUAUAAUUAAAAUAAGACUUUUGGAGAGUUUAAAACAUAGAAAACAUACUGAAAAAAAAACUGCAUUUUUUAUGCUUCACACGGGAAUGUCUCACACCCUUGCAAGCAACUCUUCUACAACUUGGUAACGCCUACUCCGCUUCCCUCGCAUGGACAAAUACCACAACGCCGCCCAACCUCAUCCUGUAACUACCUUGUACAAAUAUUUUUGAAAAGAAGCCUAAAGCUGGCGAUCAGGCUGAACUUUCCAUCAAGUGUCCAUUUUCUUUAAAAUAACAAUCUUUAAAAAAAACUUUACAGGUUGGCGAAGUAUAUCUGUUUUUGCAUCUACAGAUAAUCUGCAGGAGACAUUCCAUAUAAAGUGGUCCCAAUAUAAAUAAUUAUUUUUCUUUCAUUUUCUUUUUCAUUUAUUUUAUAUACUUAAAGGGAUACUUCAGGAUUUUGGCAAUGAUGCCCAUUAUCUACAUCCCCAGAGACAUGAACUCAUGGAAACCAUUUUUAAGUUUGUGUGUCCAGUAUGAAGGAAGUUAGAGGUAGUUUCGCGAGCCAAUGCAAACUAGCGUUAGCACAAUGACUGGAAAUCUAUGGGUAUCUGCUAGCAUUCCGUUCAUUGCGUUAAUGCUAGACUGGGGAAGUAGAUAAAUGGCAUCAUUGCCAAAAUCCCAAAGUAUCCCUUUAACUACAAAUGAAUAAUUCUAAGUUACACAUCACAGUAACAAAAUAGAGAAUCCCUUGGAUCCCUUGGUCAAAAUGUUGAAAACAUGUAUCAACAACUUGGUGUGACGUUAACGUCUUGAAAUAACUUAAGUGCUGCAGUGAGAUUUACUGCUUGUUUGCCAGGAUAAAACAUCUUCAGGUGUACAACAUAGAGGAAUUUGGUUGUAUUUCAACUAUUUCCUUUUUUGACAAAAGGGUUCAAUUGAACCUGCAUGGCAGUGUUUCCACAGUAGCAUUCAGGUGACAAAAUAACAUCAUAGAAUAAUUUUCAAUACUGUAUUAAUAACAGUUAGACUAUUGUUUUGAGGUAAUACUUUAAUUGAAGGGGGUUUACAUAAAGCAUUCGUUAUACCUUUAUGAAAUACCACCUUUAUGAAUGGACAGUAUCAUUCAUAAAAACGUUCUUAAUAACAACGUUCUUAACACAUGUUAUGAAUGGGUUCAUGAAGGUGUUAUGAAUGCCUUAUGUACGGAUAACCCCUUCAAGUAAAGUGUUACCCUUUUUUGUAGCUAACCUGUUGAUGCUUCAAAGGAAGACAAGUGUGUGCAAGGAGUAGUCACAACAUACAAAUAGGCAGGCUGUAUUGAAUCCAGCAGUCAAAUAUAGUUAAGCAUUUAAAACCACAAUAUUCAUAUUUAAUGGACAAGAAAUGUACAUAAAAUGUCCUUUGUGUGUAAUAGCAUAGCCAUAUCAAUAACCUCACAUAACAAACCCCAUAAGUAUACAAAUGGACUAAUGGCAUCACAUUGCCCUUGUCUUUCAACACGACCCAGUGGAGAGACCACCAGAGAGGGAGAGGGUGCGUCAGGACUUUCGUGGUGAUGGGGGUGGGGCUCAGUCUCAGGGCCAGGGCCUGAACUCCAACUGCAUUGAGCAGAGCACAGACUGGAGCCCCUGCUCCAGCAGCUGUGGCCCAGGUGUCUCCACCCGCAGCUCAAACCAGAACUGGGCCUGUCGCCCGCAGACCCAAACCAGACUGUGCCAGGUCAGGCCAUGCCAGGCCACUGCCGUGCCUCGCAGCAGGUCGCAGGCGGUGAGUGGGAGCAGCGCUCUCUGCCUUUCUUUACCUCAAACACUCUCAAACACUUUGCAAAUACUCUUACUGCUGUCUGGCCAUUUUGUUUUCGAGGUAAGUUGACGUAGAAUGGAUUGCCUCUCGAGGUGGGUGGACACAGUUUGGGCAUUAGAAAUGUUUUGCUUUCAUUCUCGUACCUCACUUUUUGGCAAAUGGGAUGAAUUACUUGAUAUAAUUUACAUUGUACCUUUGCUUAGAUACAGCAUUGACCAUAAAUUGACCAUAAAUGUGUGCCAUCAGAAGAACUGCGUUAUGAAGAAUUGCAUUGAGAGUUGUCAAAAUGUCAAAAUAUUUCAAAGUCCAUGUUGAUCAACUACAAGUUGAAGUAAGAGAUCAUUUAAAAUCAUUCAAUGUUUUCAAUUGAAGUCCACUGUUAUGUGUAUUGCAGGGAAUGGGUGGCUGCGAUAGUAGCUUCAGGUCUCCCGUGCCCAUUCAUCUGGAGCACCAGGGCUGUUUGAGCACGUUGGACCUACAGGCCUCGGUUCUGUGGCCUCCAGUGUCCGGAUGGCCGCUGCUGCAGCCCCUACCGCACCAGGACCGUCAGCAUGGCCUUCCGCUGCCCCCAGGGCAGGAUGAGCCACCAGCAGGUGAUGAUGAUUGAGUCCUGCUCCUGCCACCACUACAACUGUCCCCAGUCCCCACUCACAGCCUACAGGAGAGCCAUGCCCUGGCUUUAG